AUGGACAAGAGGGACAGGGCCAGGGCAGGGGCAGCUGCGCAGACCGCGGCUUCUCGCCCUCCUGGCCUUCGGAAAACCCCCAAACCUCCAGGGUCUCCUCGACCGCCUCCCCCAGUAACCCCCGCGGCCCUCCGAGUUCUGGGAGCGGCAGGAGCUGUGGGGCGAGGGCCCCUGGCGGAGCGAUCCGGGGCCGCCCGGGCAGCCGCUCUCCUGGAAGCCGCUCCUCCCGGGAGACCCGCGCGGACCGCUGGGACAGGUCCCGGAAGCCCAGCCUCCAGACCCCCAGGGGCGGAGAGAGGGGCGCGGACCCCCGCCAAGAGCCCUGGCCCAGGCUCCAUCUCUAGCCCGGGACGUGUCAGCGGGACCACCAGGCUAGGCCCGCUUGGGCAGAAAGGGCUCCGGCCCUCAGCUGAGGAACCUAUGGGCAGAGGAAAACUCCCAGAAACUUCCAGAAGGAGUGCCCUGAGUGCGGGGGCACGGAGAGACUCUUCUGAGCCCACCACAGGCGCCUCUUCCCCAGCCAUCUCCAGUCGGUAUCGGGGUGUGGGUGCUGAGGUGGGGCCCCCCCGGGCAGCUGCGAAUGCACGGCCGCGACCGCCGGCCGAAGUCCCCAGGAAGUCAGUGAGCAGUGCCCCGGAGCAGCGUAGUACCGCGGAGCCGAACCCCGCUGCCAGGAGGCGACCCAGUUCCGGCGGAGGCCUCCAGAGGCCAGCCUCGCGCCCCCUGGGAUCCGGCGCCACCCCUUUGUCCUCUCCAGCCCGCUCCCGGGCCUCGCUGGGUGGAACAUCCCGGACGCUGGGGCACCCCUCGCAGGCCAAGUCGAAAGGACUGCAGGCUCAGCGUCCCCCGCAGGCCGCACCCCCAAGGAAGGGCGCAGCCAUCCUUCAGAGCCUUUCCCCUCCUUUGGCCGGGUUCACCCCCUCGGCAGAGUACGUCCCCCACCCAGGUCUCUAUGGCUUUGCACCCUCUUUCAGCUCUCGCCUCUCCUUUGACUGCACCUCCUUUGUCAACUCCUCUGUCACCCGCCACGCCCCCUCUACAAGCGCCUGUCACUCAGGCAAGGCCACGCCCGAGGUACUGGCCACACCUCCCACGCAGGAGCCUCUUCGGGCCACAUCCACCUCGCAGGCUCCUCCCCUGGGCACACACCCUCUUCAGGCCACGCUCUCUCUGGUCCUGCCCCCUCUACAGGCCCCACCUUCUCUGGCCUCAACAGCUCUGCAAGCCCCACCCUCUCCUCUGGCCACGCCUCCUGAGCAGAGUGCCUCUUCUUUGGCCACACUUUCUCUACAGGCCAUGCCUUCUUUCCUGGCUAUGGCCCCUGCGCAGCCACAAACUCUGUCCUUGCCUCCUCUGCAACAAGACCCGCCCUCUCCCAUGGCCACCCCCCCUCCUCCGGCUCCCCCUUCUCUGGCCUUGCCCCCUCUGCAGGCUCCUCCCUCUCCUCCUGCUUCACCCUCUCUUCAGACGCCACGCCGGCCCCCGACCCCGGGUCCCGAUGCCCCGAUCCCGGGACCACGGCUGACGCUGGCGCUGGCCUCAGCCCCGCCGCCACCGCCCUCGCGCAGCCCGUCCAGUACGCUGAGCGGCCCGGACCUGGCGGGCCACAGCAGCAGCGCCACAAGCACACCGGAGGAGCUGCGCGGCUACGACAGCGGGCCCGAGGGCGGCGCUGCAGCCUCCCCGCCCGCCGACGCGGAGCUCGCCGCCUGCCACCCGGCUGCCUGGAGCCGAGGUCCCGCUCCGCCAGUGGCCGUCCGCGGCACCCCGGGAGUACCCCUGCCUUGGCCUCCGGCUGCUGGGUCCGGCUCUGCUGACGGCCUGUGCACAAUCUACGAGGCUGAAAGGCCCGAGUCGACGACCUCCGCCCCGGGACCGCUGGAUCCCGGGCCCGGGCCCGGCGCGGGUGGUGGGAAGGCGGCGGCCGGGGCAGGGGCGGGGACGGCCUCGCGCGGCGUGAAGCCCGCGCGCCUGGGGGAGCUGCCGCUGGGGGCUCUGCAGGCGAGCGUCGUGCAGCACCUGUUGAGCCGGACGCUGCUCCUAGCGGCGACCGAAGGUGCCGCUGGCGACCGCGGCGGUGGCCCGGGGACUGCUGGGGGUGGUGGCGGCGGCACGGCGGGUGCCCGGACUGCGCUCAGCGAUGCUGAACUGGGUCGCUGGGCCGAACUGUUGUCUCCCCUGGACGAGUCCCGCGCCAGCAUCACCUCGGUCACCAGCUUCUCCCCGGACGACAUGGCUUCCCCGCAGGGUGACUGGACCGUGGUGGAGGUGGAGACCUUCCACUGAGCCUGACCACAGCCCCGCUCACCGCACUCCGCCCCUGCCUCUGCGUCCGCCCCGCGGCUACGCCUCUUUGUCUUAGAUGCUGGUCCCCUCCUUCUGCAGUCCGAAUCUCCGUGCGUUGGUCUCAGCCCCUUAGAGCGAUGCCCUAGAAUUUUGUCCCAGGUUCGCGACACAUUUACACCUUCGGCCAAGGUCCUCCCCUCGAGCUUCGCCCCUUUGGCCUAGGACAUGCUCGGGCUUUCCCUCGAGCUCCGCUCCCUCCCUAGGCUUAGGCCCCAUCCCGUGUCCAGUGUAUUGUCUGC
Pteronotus mesoamericanus is the source of this 2585-nucleotide messenger RNA. It is a transcript of the gene PRR36, whose product is annotated as proline rich 36. The transcript has 8 exons. The record is from RefSeq and is a predicted model, not a curated record. Bases 1 to 2286 code for a protein of 761 amino acids. NCBI's taxonomy places the organism in Eukaryota, Metazoa, Chordata, Mammalia, Chiroptera, Mormoopidae.